AUGAAUAUUCCAUUAUGGCAACUUAUAGAAUAUAAAGGGUCAAACGGUCGCAAAUGUGGUAAUAAUAUGGUCUACAGAGUUAUCGACGAAGUGAAAUAUGCUGACGAUGUAUCACCUAAAGUGAUAUGCAUUGUGGAAUGCACAUGCAUCAAUGAACAGUAUGAAAGGAAAAAUGGACAGUGCAUUGAAAAAAACAAUAUUACGAAACGAAACGAAGCUGAGGUCUCAUUUACAUUGAAUUUUUGCCAAAAUAUAUUAAAAUACAGGAGAAUUUUCUUGAUUUUUAAAAUUUUAACUAACAAUUAUUAUAAAAUUAUUAUGUGA
Molecule: messenger RNA, 324 nt
Organism: Dracunculus medinensis (Guinea worm)
Lineage: Eukaryota; Metazoa; Nematoda; Chromadorea; Rhabditida; Dracunculidae
Source: the annotation of a GenBank genome assembly